AUGGCGCCGGCCAACAAAGCGAGAGCAGCAGGCGUCAGCGCGAGUUCCUUCUUCGAUCUCAAAGCAGAACUCGCAAAGAAAGAAGACGAAUUCACUCGGUCCAAAGCUGCAGGAGGGAGUAGAUACACAGUGGGCGGGAUCAAGAGACCUGACAAGAAACCGACUGUAUGGACUCGUUCCAACAAAGGCGUCCAAAACCGCGCUGCACGCGACAUAGAACUGGAAGAAGUCAGUAAAGUGACUAUUGAGUCUGGGCGAGCCAUUUUGGAGAGGAAGGCGAAAGUAUAUGAGAAACUGCGGAAGGGGAAAUCUGGUGGUCUUACUGAGAAGCAGUAUGAUGGUUUACUCGUCGAUUUCGACUCUCAAGGGCCCAUUGAUCAUUUCGAGUCGGACAGUGAUGAUGUAGAUGAAUCAUCGACGGUUCCUCAACAGCUUCAAGACGAUGAUGACCCAGUCAUAGAAUACGAAGAUGAAUUCGGACGACAACGAACAGCACGCAAGUCCGAAGUACCCCGGCACCUGCUUCCGCGUUCAGAAGAUGCCGAUCCAAUACCAGACGAUGACAAGGACGUCAUUCAUAAUCCCGUCGGCUUCUUCCCAGUCUACGAACCCUCUGCAGAACGUAUUCAAGCAGUUGAAGAAGCUUUCUUACAAGCCGAUAACCCGUUGGCCUCUCAUUACGAUUCUUCAAAGGAGGUCCGUGCUAAAGGUGCUGGGUACUAUCAAUUCUCUGCAGACGAUGAGACGAGGAAGCAACAAAUGGAGGAACUACGGUCCGCGAGGGUGGAGACUGAGAAGACAAGACAAGAGGCUGGAGCACUGGAUCUUAAGUCGGGAGAAGUGGAGGGCAUGCGUGACGAUAGCAUUACUGCAGGCUCGUCGAGGAGCAGGGCGAUGGAGAAACGGAAGAGGGACCUUGAAGAGAGGCGAAAAGUAUUGGAUGCGAAGCGGAGGAAGGUCAAGGAUGAAGAGACGCCUGCAAGCAGAACUCUUGGUUCCGGUACUCAACAAGCUUCAGAGGCUAUGACAUUCGAGGCGCGGGACACUUCUGGUCCGUUUGCGGCGCUGGAGAGGCAGGCAACUGAAACUUCAGACCGACCCAAGAAAAAAGGCAAGCAGAAAGGGACUCAAGACGGACUCAAGACAGAGGCGGACGACUUCUUGGCCCAGCUGGAACGGGAAAUAUUAGGUCGUUAA
This is a messenger RNA of Suillus paluster, 1197 nucleotides long. RefSeq lists its product as uncharacterized. The record is from RefSeq and is a predicted model, not a curated record. The transcript is spliced from 5 exons. NCBI's taxonomy places the organism in Eukaryota, Fungi, Basidiomycota, Agaricomycetes, Boletales, Suillaceae. Gene Ontology annotation, cellular component: nucleus. Bases 1 to 1197 code for a protein of 398 amino acids.